CUCUCCAGCGCACGGCGAAAGGAGGGGGCAACUUCCGGGACCUGGCGGGGCUUUUGUGUUCGGCCGCGAGAAUCUGUCGAGCUCGGUGUGUCUCCGCCGCUCCUUCCCCUUAUCCCUGGGAGGUCCAAGUGGUUCCGCGGCAGCUUCUGUUGCUCUGGGACCUGCAGGUCCUGGGAGGUCCUUAGGGAAGACCCGAGACACCCGAGAGUGGGAAAUGACAUUAUUCAAUAAAGCAGGAGUCCCCAUCCCCUGGGCCAUGGACCCGUACCAGUCGGUGGCCUGUUAGGAUCCAGGCCAUGCAGCAGGAGGUGAGCAGCAGGAUUCAGUGUCAUUUGAAGAUGUGGCUGUGGCCUUUACCCAGGAGGAGUGGGCUUUGCUGGAUCCUUCUCAAAAGAAUCUCUACAGAGAUGUGAUGCAAGAAAUCUUUAGGAACCUGGCUUCCGUAGGAAAUAAAUCAGAAGACCAGAAUAUCCAAGAUGACUUCAAAAAUCCUGGGAGAAAUCUAAGCCAGGAUUCAAAUUUGAAUCUGAAUAAGAAAGUUUCUACUGGAGUAAAACCAUGUGAAUGCAGUGUGUGUGGAAAAGUCUUCAUGUGUCAUUCAGCCCUUCAUAGGCACAUCCUGUCUCACACUGGAAACAAACUGUUUGAGGGUGAGGAAUGUCCAGAGAAGUUAUAUCAAUGCAAACAGUGUGGGAAAGCCUUUAUCUCUCUCACCAGUGUUGACAGACACAUGGUAACACACACUAGUAAUGGGCCUUAUAAGGGUCCAGUGUAUGAAAAGCCUUUUGAUUUUCCUAGUGUAUUUCAAAUGCCUCAGAGCACUCACACCGGAGAGAAAACAUAUAAAUGUAAACAUUGUGAUAAAGCCUUCAAUUAUUCAAGUUAUCUUCGUGAACAUGAAAGAACUCAUACUGGAGAGAAACCCUAUGCAUGUAAGAAAUGUGGUAAAUCAUUCACUUUUUCCAGUUCUCUUCGCCAACAUGAAAGAUCUCAUACUGGAGAGAAACCCUACGAAUGUAAGGAAUGUGGCAAAGCCUUCAGUCGUUCCACUUACUUGGGAAUACAUGAAAGAACGCAUACUGGAGAAAAGCCCUAUGAAUGUAUAAAAUGUGGCAAAGCCUUUAGAUGUUCCAGAGUCCUCAGAGUCCAUGAAAGGACUCACAGUGGAGAAAAGCCCUAUGAAUGUAAACAGUGUGGUAAAGCCUUCAAAUAUUCUAGUAACCUAUGUGAGCAUGAAAGAACUCACACUGGAGUGAAACCUUAUGGAUGUAAGGAAUGUGGUAAGUCGUUUACUUCUUCCAGCGCCCUUCGAAGCCAUGAAAGGAUUCAUACUGGAGAAAAACCCUAUGAAUGUAAGAAAUGCGGUAAAGCCUUUAGUUGUUCCAGUUCCCUUCGAAAGCAUGAAAGAGCUUAUAUGUGGUAAAAAAAAAAAAAAAAAAA
Molecule: messenger RNA, 1440 nt
Organism: Piliocolobus tephrosceles (Ugandan red Colobus)
Lineage: Eukaryota; Metazoa; Chordata; Mammalia; Primates; Cercopithecidae
Gene: ZNF670
Product: zinc finger protein 670
Exons: 5
Coding region: 413-1423 (336 amino acids)
Biological process (GO): regulation of transcription by RNA polymerase II
Cellular component (GO): nucleus
Molecular function (GO): RNA polymerase II cis-regulatory region sequence-specific DNA binding; DNA-binding transcription activator activity, RNA polymerase II-specific
Source: RefSeq, a predicted model, not a curated record